ACUAUUGGUGGUUCAUGGUGUGAUUGUAGACGAUCGAUCAACGAGACCAAAAAAAGUUUAUAGCUUCGUGGCGCUGGAAGGGUUAUUUCAUAAGUCUUUUCCUUCCAAGUUAGAUGGCAUUGCUUCUUUCGUUCAAAUCCUGUAUGUAAGUUUUUCUACCAUAGGUUCUUAUGAAACGUCAGUGAAGCGCUAUCAUUUUGCAUGACUGCAAACCUUAGUUUAAUAUUUUCCGCUUUUUCAAGUACUACUUGGUCUAAAAACUCACGCCAUCUAAUCAAUGCCUGCUUCGACAAAGGUAAAAACGAAUAUUCUUGGCACAGCUAAAAGCGAUUCAAAUCUCAAUGAAGGAAGAAAAGACAAGAAAGUACACUUUGCAGAUACUUUAGGACUUUCACUGGUCGAUGUUUGCUAUUACCGUGAUACAGCACCUCGUUCUUACCACCGGAAAAUUGCUAUUAGACCAACUUUUUUCGAAAGAGAAAGAGUCGACCGGGCUCGUCUUCUGAACUUUAUUCAACCUCUCUGCGGGAAAAAAUUAAUUGACACUUUAGAAAAACAAAGCGUGGCUUUGGAAAGCAUUACAAUUCGAGAUUACAGCAUUUCAGGGAGCGUAAAAGUUCAGAACAUAGACUACGAAAAGAAGGUGUUUAUUCGAUAUACCAAGGACAGCUGGCAAAGUUAUUCGGACAUAACUGCAGAAUAUGUCUAUGGCUCGAACAGUGGAACUACAGAUACCUUCUCCUUUGUACUAGUAAUCCCAAAUGACUUGGAAAAAGACUUCAAAAUCGAAUUUGCAAUAUGCUACGAAGUACUUGGACAUAAGUUUUGGGACAAUAACUAUGGUGACAAUUUCAGGAUUAUGUGGUACGGAUCAAGGCAGUUUUUGAAAAGUCGAGAUCUAUUUGACAUUUUUCAGUGCAGCAGAUUUACUGGUUUCUGGAUGUGACAUAAUAUAUUGACUCGUUCACCGAAAAUAAAAAUGAAAUAUAGACUUUCGUAAUAUUUAAAGCUUAGAUAUAAAAUUAAUUACAACCGUAAUUAAUAAGCUAAAGUCUUAAUGAACAUAAAGAAAGAGUUCAGUAAAAGGAAGUUGUAUUUUUUUAGAACAAAUUCAUACCAAAAAAAUAGAGAAACACCUGCUCCUUUUUCCGAAUAAGUUUUAUUGUUAACAUUACGGAAAAGCUCUACGUUUCACAUUACUAACACCGUACUAAGGGGUUUCCAAGCAGCAGUGACAACUUUAUUAAUAUUAUGCUAAUAAGUGACGGACUUGCCUUGAACGUGGCAGUUUGUUUACAUUAUCAUCAGGCAAAAGAUGUAAAAACUUGUAAUCAAAUAGUUAGAUUUAUCGAAUUGAGUGUGUGAUUUACUGCAAAUUUGAAAACAAAAAUUGAAAAUAAAUAAGGUAUUUCAUAAAAGGGUUAACCCUGCAACCACUAUAUGACACUAAUUAUAAAUAACCAUAAUCAUUAUAAAAAUAUCUGUGACCCUUGUUUACUCCGUCAUUGUAAAGCAUACUUACGUUCUUCCUUCAGUCUAGCCGUUGCACUUCAAAGAUUUAAAAAAAAAAAAAUCAUUGUUAUUUAAGUUAAAACUGUGCCAUUGGUAAGAAAUCUGUAAAGAGAGUGAGUUGUGAAACCUUUCAAAAACAUUUUCCACUGCACAUUAGUAAACAUCUUUUCCAUUAGAUCUCUACUAAAAUACAACAUCAAACCUGGGGCGCAUUGAUGAGAGACAAGCACUCUCACUGCUAUGCCAACCGUGCUUCCCUAUAUAAUAGUCAUAGAAGAAUGACGUACAUAUGACAUUAAGAUGUCUGGGUAUUCCCAGGACUUUGAACCUGGCACUUAAAGUAAAUGAAGUGUUUACAUUUU
Molecule: messenger RNA, 1874 nt
Organism: Actinia tenebrosa (Australian red waratah sea anemone)
Lineage: Eukaryota; Metazoa; Cnidaria; Anthozoa; Actiniaria; Actiniidae
Product: protein phosphatase 1 regulatory subunit 3B-B
Biological process (GO): regulation of glycogen biosynthetic process
Cellular component (GO): protein phosphatase type 1 complex
Molecular function (GO): protein phosphatase 1 binding; glycogen binding
Source: RefSeq, a predicted model, not a curated record